GCUGGUCAACAGCAUGGCAGAGGCCAAAGCCCGCCAUCCAAGCUGCCCCGGCUGGAGCAGAACGGCCCCAUCGGCCAAGCCGCCCUGCCGGCCAAGCUGCCCCGGCUGGAGCAAAACGGCCCUGUUGGUCAGGCAGCCCCCCCAGCCAAGCUGCCCCGGCUGGAGCAGAACGGCAGCCCCCUGGGACGGGCCCGGCUGGGCAGCACCGGGGCCAAACUAUCUGGGGUCCCGUACAAACCCACCAGCCACCUGCUGAAGUCCUGCCACAAGAGAGGCAACAUGCUGCCCGUGUUCUGUGUGGUCGAGCACUACGAGAACCCCAUGGAUUUUGACAGCAAGGAGGAGCAUGCCGAGUUCGUCCUGGUGCGUAAGGACAUGCUCUUCAACCAGCUCAUCGAGAUGGCCCUGCUCUCACUGGGCUACUCACACAGCUCAGCGGCCCAGGCCAAAGGCAUGAUUCAGGUGGGGAAGUGGAACCCUGUCCCCCUGUCAUACGUGACAGAUGCACCGGACGCCACAGUGGCUGACAUGCUGCAAGACGUCUACCACGUGGUCACACUUAAGAUCCAGCUGCACAGUUGUCCUAAGCUGGAGGACCUGCCGCCCGAGCAAUGGAGCCACUCUACAGUAAGAAACGCCCUCAAGGAGUUACUCAAAGACAUGAAUCAAAGCUCUCUGGCUAAAGAAUGUCCCUUAUCACAGAGUAUGAUUUCCUCCAUUGUGAACAGCACUUACUAUGCAAAUGUGUCGGCGGCAAAGUGUCAGGAAUUUGGGCGCUGGUAUAAACAUUUCAAGAAGACAAAAGAUAUGAUGGCGGAGAUGGACGGCUUGUCGGACCUCUCCCCUCCCGGCUCCAACCACAACCACCUGGGAUUCUCCCAGCAGCAGCAGCCCAUCCCUGGCAGCACAGCAGAGCAGACUCCUUCCUCACCGGUUCCUCCACUGCCUCAUGCUCCGCCUCCUCAUGGCGGCCAGACAGGCGGCCGGCAGCCUCAGCUUCCCGGUCUGCACCACCCGGGCUUGGUGUCCACGCCCAUCAGCCCCCAGCUGGUCAACCAGCAGCUUGUGAUGGCCCAAAUCCUCAACCAGCAGUACGCAGUGAACCGGCUGCUGGCACAGCAGUCCCUGUCGCAGCAGUACCUCAACCACCCUCCUGUCAACCGCAGCUCCCACACCAAGCCCCUGGAGCCACAGGUGGCAUCCAACACUGACGUGUCCUCCGAGAUUUACCAGUGGGUUAGAGAUGAGCUGAAGAGGGCAGGCAUCUCACAGGCCGUCUUCGCCCGUGUGGCCUUCAACAGGACACAGGGGUUGCUCUCUGAGAUCCUACGUAAGGAGGAGGACCCCAAGACUGCAUCCCAGUCUCUGCUGGUCAACCUGCGUGCCAUGCAGAACUUCCUGCAGCUGCCAGAAGCAGAACGUGAUCGCAUCUACCAAGAGGAGAGGGAGCGCAGCCUGACGGCCGCGUCGGCCAUGGCCUCCGCCCCCCUCAUCAGUACCCCCCCCAGCAGGCCUGUACAGCCCUGGAGGGAAGACGGUAACAGCGUAAGGCCUGAGGACUGGAAUCCCAGAAUCCCCGUGGGCAUUUCCCCUGUGAAGCCAUCCCCUCUGCCCAGCGAGUGGAACGGCAAGACAGAGAGCUGUGUCAUUAACAUCAACUCCACCAUCUACGACGAGAUCCAGCAAGAGAUGAAAAGGGCCAAGGUUUCCCAGGCCCUCUUUGCCAAGGUGGCUGCCUCCAAGAGUCAGGGUUGGCUUUGUGAGCUCCUUCGCUGGAAGGAGGAUCCCACCCCAGAGAACCGGACGCUGUGGGAGAACAUCUCCACCAUCAGGCGCUUCCUGAGCCUGUCCCAGGCCGAACGGGACGCCAUCUACGAGCAGGAGAGCAGCGCGAUGCAGCAGCACCACAACGAGAGGCCGUCGCACCUGAUGCACAUCUCCACCGAGCAGCUACAGGCCCAGCCACUCCAGUCGCAGCAGCAGCACCAGCCCUCCCUGUCCCUCCAACACCCCUCUCAGCCCCUACUGUCCCAGCAGCCCUUGCAGCAGCAGCAGCCGUUGGCCGUCCCCCGUCUACCCCCUCGCCAGCCGUCCACCGCAUCUCCGGCCGAGACGGAGGACGAGAGCAGUCGCGUGGCGAGCGGCGGCAGCAUCGGUGGCGUCAAGUCCCGCGGCUCCGGCGGAGGCAAGAUCUCCCUGGAGGCCCUGGGGAUCCUGCAGAGCUUCAUCCAGGACGUGGGCCUGUACCCAGACGAGGAGGCCAUCCACACGCUGUCGGCCCAGCUUGACCUGCCCAAGCUCACCAUCAUCAACUUCUUCCAGAACCAGCGCUUCUAUGUGAGCCACCCGGCCAGGGCGGGGCCCAAAGAGCCCAGCAGCAACAACAACAACAGCGGCGGCGCCAUCAACGCAAACAACAACACCAGCAGCAGCAGCAGCGGCAGCAGCCCGGCCUUCGACGAGGAGAUGACGGACUUCAGAGAGAGCGGCGAGCUGCUGAAGGAUCUGGACGAGAGCACGCAGACCGACAAUAAUAACACCAUCUUCUCCAUCAAGAUGGAGGAGCAGCUGGGCCGAGGAGGAGGGGGGGUGGAGGCCCAGGACGGUGAGCAGGCCAAGGAGUAACGGAGCGCACACAGACUCAGGACUGUGCUGAAGGUAACGGAGCUGAACCACCGCACUGCGAACAGAAACAGUAGUGUUUUUACUGAGCACCGGAGGAGGGUUUAUGUAUCAGCCACAGACUGACACGAGGCCGACGCGAAGGCUCACACUGGAAAGGAACCCCCCCAUUUCAGACUUUUUGGAUUUUGUAAAACUUGUAUUAUUCACUGUAAAAGACUGAUGCAUCAUUUAAAUAACCUGCACAAAAAUAAUUCUAAGUAUGUUGCCGUGGAUAUUUGCUGACUGCACUCUCUAUGUCUGUCGUUUUACACUGAUUAACUUUUUGAGCUACUGAUUCUAUUUAAAAAGAGAAAAAAAAAAGUCGACGAAGUCCCCCCUGGAGUUUGCUAGGACUUUGAUAGGUGUUUACGUACGUGAUGUUUAACUGGAUUUUUUAAGAAAAAAUAGCAAAUCAAGGACCAAGUGGUUUGACAAGGCCUUAAUGAUGAGGUAUUAAGUCUGGAGCCUGCUGGCAAGAUUAGUUAUUCUUUUAAAAAGUGCAUAAUGUGAUUUACUCCAAACUCUGGAAUCACCCAGCCCAGGUGCAUCUUCAAGAAUAGCUCAGUCUUUACAUAUUAUUUGUUAGGGAAGAAAUAUAAAUAUAUAUAUAUAUAGACAUAUAUUGUAACUGUAAAAAAUACAGUCUUAAAGAAACUAUGCCAACAAAUGCCUUGUACUAUACGGCACUGCCGAUGUUAGAUUAUUUUGCAAAACCUUUGUCACUGUAACUUUCUGAAUCGCCACAGUUUGAAAUGUGAAUUGCACCAUGUUUAUGUUGUCCUCCAUUCUUAUUUAUUUGCAGUUCAUGCAGUGUUUUUCUGAUGUAAUUACUUUUUUAAAGAGUUUGUGUUACAUGGAGCUUUUUUCUCUUUUGUUUUAUUUUUAAUUCCACCGAUGUUUUUUCUAUUUAUAAAUGUAAUUUUCGAUGGGCAGUAAAAACAAAAAGUGUCUUAAACGUUUUAAAUGGAGAAAUGUGCUUUAAAGGUUGCCUAUAAAAAGUGCUGUAUGUCGAGCAACUCAUGCUACAAGCUUCACAAUUUAAUGUUGUAUGCAAUUUUUACUAUCAUGCAAAUAAGCUUAGGUAAAAUGACUAACCUAUAGAAACACCUUAGAAAGAAAAACAUAUGCAAUCUGUGUGAAAAUCGAUGUCUGCGAUGUGUCUUCCUUUUGGUUAACAAUCCAAUUCAAGAAGCUAUUCCUGUAUAAAUAUUCUGUAUAAAAGUGUUUCUUUUUUAUGAGUUUAUUUCAAUGAGAACACCAGUUAUUUUGUUACGACUGACUGUUUUAUAAGUGUUUCUUCGGUUCCUUUCUGCAGAAAUGUUCUAACUAGAAGUGGUUAUUGAUUGUUAAUGACACGAUUAAACUGUUUGUAUUGUACCACAGAUUUUCUUGGCAUUAACUCAACCAGACUCCAGAGGAAGAGGAGGAGGGUUGGGUGUUUUUUUUUUGUUUUUUUUGGUUUGUUUUUUCCCUUCUUCCUCCUCUGCAAAACCGAAAGAAGCAACAAUGUGAAAUGUUUUUCCUGCUAAGAUCAUUAUCAUUUCAGCUGCAGUCACUCAACACAUGUAUUUGUAAUAACUGUAAAUAUCACAUCUUAUGAAUCAUUGAUUGUUUAUUGUAAAUAUAUUUGAAGUUUGUGCAAGAGCUCACCGUACCAGAUUGAAAUUCUGUUGUGCCUCUUCUCUCUUGGAGCAACUGUACCCUGGGCUCUUCCUCUUCUCCUCUUCCUCCUUCUUCUUCUUCUGCAUCUUCACUUCUUCUUCUUUUCUUCUACUGCUGUAAUAAGCACCUGUGAAAUCUGAAAUAAAUAAAUGUUAGGUGUGAACACCUGGAAUAGCAAAAAAAAGAGGAAGAGAGAGUGCUCUCUACAGGGAGCGAAGGUAGAACAUAACGGAGGUGCACAGGUGUGGUGACCAGGUGUUCAACCCUCACCUGUUCCACACCAGGCCAUGUGUGGCAGCCACGUCUGCACUGCUCACUGAUGUUUUUAAUAACGAGAAAAAGAAAUCUGAAUAAAAAGCCACAGUGUA
Messenger RNA from Sphaeramia orbicularis (orbiculate cardinalfish), 4694 nucleotides. RefSeq names its product SATB homeobox 1b (gene satb1b). NCBI's taxonomy places the organism in Eukaryota, Metazoa, Chordata, Actinopteri, Kurtiformes, Apogonidae. The transcript is spliced from 11 exons. Bases 280 to 2625 code for a protein of 781 amino acids. Gene Ontology annotation, molecular function: RNA polymerase II cis-regulatory region sequence-specific DNA binding; DNA-binding transcription factor activity, RNA polymerase II-specific. The record is from RefSeq and is a predicted model, not a curated record. Gene Ontology annotation, biological process: chromatin remodeling; regulation of transcription by RNA polymerase II.